This is a messenger RNA of Boleophthalmus pectinirostris (great blue-spotted mudskipper), 3642 nucleotides long. Its product is annotated as brevican core protein-like. The record is from RefSeq and is a predicted model, not a curated record. The transcript has 13 exons. NCBI's taxonomy places the organism in Eukaryota, Metazoa, Chordata, Actinopteri, Gobiiformes, Gobiidae. Gene Ontology annotation, biological process: cell adhesion. Gene Ontology annotation, molecular function: hyaluronic acid binding. Bases 1 to 3642 code for a protein of 1213 amino acids.
AUGGUGGCGAUCCCCUGUUUCAUGUCCCUCUCGUCUGUACCAUCUUCCAUUGAACCCAGAGUGAAGUGGUCAGUGGUGUCCGGAGGGAUAGAAAAACAGAUUCUAGUGGCGCGGGAUCAAAGGGUAAAGGUCAAUGAGGCGUUUAAAGACCGUGCGGCGUUACUAAACUACACCUCAUCUUCGGAGGACCUGACGCUGUGGCUAUAUGAUAUACGCUCUAGUGACUCAGGGCAUUACCGCUGUGAGGUGCAGCAGGGUCUGGAGGACGACAGUGACAUCGUGCAACUAAAGGUUAAAGGUGUGGUCUUCCACUACAGAGAUGCGAUGGGCCGUUAUGCCUUCUCCUUCCCUCAGGCCCAGAAAGCGUGUGAGUCGAUUGGAGCGGAAAUGGCAACUCCCGAUCAUCUCCUUGCAGCUUAUCAUGACGGAUAUGAGCAGUGCGACGCAGGCUGGCUAGCAGACCAAUCUGUCAGGUACCCCAUUCAAAAGCCACGUCAAGGUUGCUUUGGAGACAUGGAUGGGCGUCCUGGUGUGAGAAACUAUGGCACGAUGGACCCAAACAGCUUAUAUGAUGUGUACUGCUAUAUCGAUCACAUGGAUGGUGAGGUGUUUUUUCAGCCGGUACCACAGCAGUUGUCCUUCCCAGUAGCGCAGACAUAUUGCAGAGCGUUGAAGGCAGAGCUCGCCUCCACGGCUCAGCUGUAUUUGGCCUGGAGCGAGGGCAUGGACCGCUGCAGUCCCGGGUGGCUGUCGGACGGCAGUGUGCGAUACCCCAUUGUCACCCCCAGGGAGCGCUGUGGAGGCUCGCAGCCCGGAGUCAAAACUGUGUACCUCUUCAGCAACCAGACUGGAUUCCCCGAACCAUCAAGUCUUCAUGAUGUUUACUGCUUCAGAGGAAAUGGCACUGCUCCCUCUGCCCUUCACUACUUGCCCGCUGAAUCUGAGGACAUUGAGGAGAGCGUUGUUAUGUUCACAGAAAAAGAUGAAGAACUCAAACUGCACCAAACUGAGAAAGUGGAGAGAGAGGCCCUGAGCUUUCUAGAGUCAAUUUCAGUAUUUUCAGCUCCUGCAACUGUGAAAACCCCUCCUGUAGCAAACACAAAUGAAUCUAGCCACAACACAACAACUGAACAAGAUCCUACUGAUUCAAACAACACAACAGCUACAGAAAUACCAGAGUUAGAUGAAGAAUCAGUGGAGAAUAAUAGUACAAUUCCUGAAGAUGGUGAUAUUAUUGACAUUGAAGAAAGUGUUAACUCAACUUUUGUUAAGGCAGAAAAUCAAACUACAAUCCCACAUGUUUUGGUAACUAGCAGAAAUUACAAUCUAAGUCAUGAUAAUGAGACACAACAUAUUUUAGAAUCUAUCUUUGAGCAGCUUGAAAACGUCACUGCAAUUUCUGAUUUCAAAAAUGAAACAACAGCUACUAAAGAGCCUGAACUAGCUGAGAUUGAGGAGUCAGUGCAAACAAAUGUCACAGAAGUAGACAGCUCGGAAGAUCCCAUAGAGGAGGUUAUGAUGGAGGAGACCAAUACAACUACAAUACCCACAAUGCAGCUGGAGGAGUCUAAAGUUGAAGAACCAGUGGAAAUCUUACUGUUGACAGAAGCACCAGAAAAGAGCGAAGACAUUUUGACGGAACCAACUCAAAUGGCAACAUCUUCCACUGAAGAGCUGAUAACGUGGAUUUCACAAGACGGAUCUGGAGAUGAGUCCCAAGAGAUUGACACGAAUGUUACAACUAUGGCCAUUCUUGCCGGUCCUGAAACUUUGGGCAUGUCAAGUCCAUCUGCACCAUCAGACCUGCCCAGUGUCACACCAACCCACCAAACAGCCCUGAAUCUGACCACUUCACCUGCAGAAGAGAUUAAAAACACAAGUGCAGAAUCUGAAGAUGCAGCUGUGGUUGAAAGUGAAGAAAUUAAACUCAUCACAACCACCAAUUCUGACAACCUUUUAGACUCUACUGUAAGUUUUGGUACCACAGAGUCUACACAAGUGUCCUAUUCCUCUAUUAAACCAAACUACAGGGAGUAUUUAGAGGCAGUGACCGGUGUAUUUCAAGAGGCAAGUGGUCAAGAACCUGAAACUGCACUGCCAAAUCUGGAUGAGCCUACACCAACUAUGGAAGAUAACAUCACUUUCACCAGCCAAAAUGGUCUGGAAGGAGAAUCUCUAGAAGAUGAAAAUGCAACUAUUGACAAUAAUGAGGAAAAUUUUCAUCAAGGAGCGGCCAAUUCUACGUUUGAUGACGAGAAUGAAGUCAGCCAAGAUAACGUUACAGCAAGUUCAAAUUUUGAAACAACCCCGACUGAAGAAAUUCUUGCAGUUGUCACAAGUAUUGAAGACGAACUUUUAGUCAUGCCUACCAACGACAAAAAUAACUCCUCAGCAUUUUCCAAUGACUCACAAACCACGUACUGGACAUCACUGACCACUACAGCUAGACCCCAGGAACAUGAGUAUAAUAGGAAAACCUCCACAUUGUCCCAUCACAACUCGGCCAAAACUACUACAGCUAGACCGUACUGGACCAGGCGCACCCCUUUAACCACUGCAGUGCCAAAAGUGACCCACGGGACCUCAUCUCCCCAAACAGUGACAGUGCACAUCCCCCCAGUGGAUACUGGCCGGGCGGACCACAAAUUUAGUCUGACCCCGCCCCCCUCACUGCAUAUCUUACCUGUAGAGAGGGCAGCUAUAGGCGGAACAGGGAAAAUAUCAGAUGGGUGCCUCAAUGACCCAUGUCUGAACGGAGGGACGUGCACAGAUCAAAAUGGACAGAUCAAAUGCCUCUGCUUACCCACAUAUGGAGGAGAUUUCUGUCAGACAGACCUGGAACAGUGUGAGGUGGGCUGGGAUAAGUUCCAGGGCUACUGUUACCGUCACUACGGGCGCCGUCUGAGCUGGGAGGUGGCGGAGCAGCACUGCCGGACGAUGGGGGCGCAUCUAGUGUCCAUCAUGAGUCCUGAAGAGCAGGGCUUUAUCAACAAUUUCUACAAAGAGUACCAAUGGACUGGUUUGAAUGACAAGGCAAUUGAGGAUGAUUUCCGCUGGUCGGAUGGCAACCCUCUGCUGUAUGAGAACUGGUACAAGGGGCAGCCUGACAGUUACUUCCUCUCUGGGGAGGACUGUGUGGUGAUGGUUUGGCACGACAACGGACGCUGGAGCGAUGUGCCCUGUAAUUACCACCUGGCCUAUACCUGCAAGAAGGGCACCUCUUCCUGUGGUCCACCUCCCAGAGUCAGAAAUGCCUCCAUAUUUGGAAAAGUUAAACAGAGGUAUCCCACAAACGCAGCUGUCCGCUAUCACUGCUCCGAGGGCUUCCAGCAGAGACUCAACCCCCUCAUCAGGUGUCUGUCCGGGGGCAAGUGGGAAAGACCCCAGAUCCAGUGCAUCCCUGGUACGAUCAGAAAUACCUGCUCAGGCCGCUCCAGAUGGGACGGCAUUGUGGCCCGGGACCCAUGGGUCAGAGGUCGACACAGAAAGGACGCGUGGCUCCAACUAAUUGAGGUCCACCUCCUAAAGACCAAGUGCGAGGUCCUUGACACCAGUUUGACCAAUGCAGAGCGCAGCAGGGGUCUGCGAGGGAAACCACGUAAUUAUGAAGAGAUUGUCCCAAAGCCUGCUGCUGCUAAUUAA